Letharia columbiana is the source of this 453-nucleotide messenger RNA. RefSeq lists its product as uncharacterized. The record is from RefSeq and is a predicted model, not a curated record. Lineage: Eukaryota; Fungi; Ascomycota; Lecanoromycetes; Lecanorales; Parmeliaceae. Gene Ontology annotation, cellular component: BLOC-1 complex. The coding region runs from base 1 to 453 and encodes 150 amino acids. Gene Ontology annotation, biological process: endosomal transport. The transcript has a single exon.
AUGACAGCCUCCGCCUCUUCCGCAACCCAAGCCGAGCAAGCCCACCAACGACCCCCGGACCCCCAGCGCACCGCCGAAGCCCGCGCCGCCUUCACGGCCCACCUGACCUCCAUCGGCAACACCCACGUCUCCGCCCUCGAAGGCCGCGUUUCCGACAUCCACCGCAACUCCGCCGCCGUCGCCAAGCAGGACGAUGACGUCUCCCGGCAGACGAGGAAGCUCGCCGCCGUGUCCGGGAAGCACCGAAAGGUCGCCGAUGAUGCGGCGGAGAAGCUGAAGGAGCUGGGCGACAUUCAGAAUUGGGCGGAGGUGUUGGAGCGCGAUCUCCUGGUGUUGGAGGAGACGAUGCAGAUGGGUGAGGCGGGGGAGGACGGGUGGGAGACUGAGGAAGAGGGGGGUGUGGGUGGGGGCGGUCUGGGAAGGGAGACAGUGGUGCAAGGGCGCGGGCAAUGA